CUAUGUUGUUGGUCUUGGUGUAUACACAUAACAUUAAUUCUAUUGUUACAUUAGGUUAAAUUACUUUAAUAUCAACAUAUAGACUCUUUAAAAAAAGAGUUUAAGCUUAUACUAUAAUGCUUUUAAUGCAUUAUUUUUAUAUUUUUUAAAAUUCUAGAACAUUGAUAGCAUAUUGACCUGAAAAGAUUCCAGAAUUUUCCGGAAAUUUGUGGGCAUCAUCUUAAAUAUAAAACUCGGUCAAAGCGAAAUACAGUUAUUUUGGACUAACUAAGAUUAUUUAAUAAAUAAAAUUUCUUGUGCGAGCAAAAUGUCACUAAAGGUGUCUUGCAGGGCUAGUGAUAGUGAUAAACACGAAUGGGAUAUUACACACUUAUUAUUUCAUAAAGGAAAACUAUACAGUGCAGCAGAUGAUGGUAAAAUCAAGUUGUGGAGUAAAGACCUCAUAAAAGAAGCAGAAGCAGAAGCUCAUCCUUGUUCAGUAUUUUGCUUAGCAGCCAAUGAUGAUACUCUUUAUUCGUGUUCCAAUGAUGGUACCAUAAAGAUGUGGGACUUAAAUACUUUGAAAGAAAAAGGCAUUUUGGUUCAAAGCAGUGAUGUUGAAUACUGGCGAGUUGGCUAUUCAGCUGGUUGUCUAUUUGCUGGAGACGAUAAAGGGAAUAUUAGUGUGUAUAAAGAUAAUCAAUUAUACGGACAGGUGAAUAUUGCUGAACCUAUAAAAGACAUGGUAAUCCAUGACACGCUUGUCUUUACCGUUAAGGACCUGGAUUUAGUCAUUACAGAAAUAAAAUUAGAAGGAAAGAACAUCAAAUAUGGAACUAAAAUCUCAUUUAUGGGUCGAGCACCAGUAACAUUGAUUGGUGAUAAGCUAUUUGCUUUUAUAACUCGAGAAGGCAAAGAGAUACAGUUACAUGAAAUAUGUGUUGAAUCAGGUUUUAAACCAGUUGCUAGAAUGACUGGAUCAGAAAUGAUAAUAAAUGCCUUAUCAGGAACGGUUUGGAAUGAUCAGCAGCACUUGUUUAGUGGAGGUUGGGAUAAAAUGUUAAAAUGGUGGAGUAUAAAGAAUAAUGGGCCUACCCAAGAGGCAACGUGUAAUGUAGACUUAGUGAUUACUUCCAUACAGAGCGGUGAUAAUGGACAAGUUUUUGUUGGUGGGGCCGAUGGACAUAUAUUAAGGAUAGAUGUGGUGUAAAUUAAUGUUACUCAUGUACAUUAGAAAAUAAAUAUUACAUAAUCAAUAUA
Messenger RNA from Anthonomus grandis grandis, 1239 nucleotides. Its product is annotated as myosin heavy chain kinase D-like. NCBI's taxonomy places the organism in Eukaryota, Metazoa, Arthropoda, Insecta, Coleoptera, Curculionidae. The record is from RefSeq and is a predicted model, not a curated record. The coding region runs from base 308 to 1189 and encodes 293 amino acids. Gene Ontology annotation, molecular function: protein binding. The transcript has 5 exons.